Toxotes jaculatrix (banded archerfish) is the source of this 6423-nucleotide messenger RNA. RefSeq names its product solute carrier organic anion transporter family member 5A1. NCBI's taxonomy places the organism in Eukaryota, Metazoa, Chordata, Actinopteri, Toxotidae. Bases 558 to 3167 code for a protein of 869 amino acids. The transcript has 10 exons. The record is from RefSeq and is a predicted model, not a curated record. Gene Ontology annotation, cellular component: membrane. Gene Ontology annotation, biological process: sodium-independent organic anion transport; transmembrane transport. Gene Ontology annotation, molecular function: protein binding.
GGCCGAUCCGUAGAGAACAACAGGCUACCUCCCUCUGUCCUGUGAUGCUGCACAGCUAUGGGACAAAGAAAACAACAAAACCCUACGAAUCCAUGUUGCUAUCUAACAAAGAGCCAUAAAAUCAACAUCCACAUGGGAUCUUAAAUUAAGGGAACAGUGUGAGGACAGCUCAUUUUUUGUUAUUAUGUACAUUUUUUUAUUUACUUUAUAAGCCGUUUAUUGUGAACAAAUAACUCCAUAGGCAAUAUUCUGAAGUGUUUAUUUAAUGACGGGUCAGUCAAGAUACCACUAUUAUUGUUUAGGGUCUUGCAAGGAUAUUUUGGCCCUGAUGUGCAGUGGUAGAGACUUCUUGUGACAGAACAGUGCUGCUGUAAAUAGAAAUGUGGAAUAAAACAUGCACAUAACCAGAGGGGUUCAGUCCGCCCCAGUCCUACUGGCAGGGCAGAGUCUUACCUCCAGUACCCAGCCUUGCAGCAGCUUCAGUGUGUCCUCAUGUGGCACUGACUGACUUGUCAGCACAGCCAGGAGCCGACCAAAGCUAAAAGUCCAGCUGCGCCAUGACUUCAUCAGACAAUGAUGAAACAGGGAGUGACCUGUCUGAGUCUCUGGAGAUCCGUGAGCUCCAGGACCAAUACAUGGACCCAGAGAACUGCUUUAAGUCCAAAAGCUUACCCAUACUGAACGGGCCCUGCCAACCGGAUCGUAAGGCUGCGGAGCCUCGACUGGUCAACACUACCCUCGCCUGCGUGGCAGUGGACGAGAGCAGCGAGCUCCAGCCAAAAACCCCGGACUCGAGCCAAGCGGAGACCCCCUCCUCCAGGACAGACUUCUCCCCCUCUGUCUCCAGCAUGGUGGGGCUCAGCAGCUCUCUGCCUGUGGAGGGCCACAGGGCCGCUGGCUCUGGAGGCAAAAAACUUGGUUUCUCUCUCACUCGCCUCAUCCACAUCCCGGCCAGGAGGUAUGUGCGGGUCAUCCUGAGGGACUCGCGCUGCUUCCUGUUCUGCAUGUGCUACCUGACCUUCAUUCAGUCCCUGAUGGUUUCGGGCUACCUGAGCAGUGUCAUCACCACCAUUGAGAAGCGUUACAGUCUCCGAAGCUCGGAGUCCGGCCUGCUGGUCAGCUGUUUCGACAUCGGCAGCUUGCUGGUGGUGGUCUUCAUCUCCUACUUCGGCGGCAGAGGUCAGAGGCCGCGCUGGCUGGCUGUUGGUGGUGUGGUCAUCGCUGUAGGGGCAGCACUGUUUUCCCUGCCCCACUUCAUCUCACCACCCUACCAGAUCCAGGAGGUGAACUCAUCAGCGGGUCAUGAAGGCCUGUGUCAGAGUGGCAACAACAGUGGACGUGAACUGCUGGACGUCGCAUCGUGCCCUCGCGACCAGGAGGGCAACGAGCACAACCUGUAUGUGGCUCUGUUCAUCUGCGCCCAGAUACUUGUGGGCAUGGGGUCAACGCCAAUCUACACCUUGGGGCCCACGUACCUGGACGACAAUGUGAAGAAAGAAAAUGCAUCUCUCUACCUGGCCAUCAUGUAUGUGAUGGGAGCCCUGGGACCUGCAGCUGGCUACCUGCUGGGUGGCGUCCUCAUCGGCUUCUACGUCGACCCCAAAACUGUAGUGAACAUCGACCAGAGUGACCCUCGUUUUGUUGGCAACUGGUGGAGUGGCUUUCUCCUGUGUGCUAUAGCCAUGCUACUGGUCAUCUUUCCCAUGUUUGCCUUCCCCAAAAAGCUGCCUCCCCGCCACAAAAAGAAGAAGAAGAAGAAGAAGAAAAAGAUGGGCUCGCCAGGUGACGUGUCCAGCGAUGACGAUGUGAUGAAGGAAAAGUCCAGUAGCAAAGGCCAGAAUGUCUCCUCGUCCAUGGGCUUUGGGAAGGACAUCAAAGACCUCCCCAAGGCAGCGCUGAGGAUCCUGAGCAACAUGACCUUCCUGUUUGUCAGCCUGUCCUACACGGCAGAGUGUGCCAUUGUCACCGCCUUCAUAACCUUCAUUCCCAAAUUUAUCGAGUCACAGUUUGGCAUCCCAGCCUCCAACGCCAGCAUAUACACCGGAGUGAUUAUUGUACCCAGUGCCGGGGUGGGCAUUGUGUUGGGGGGCUAUAUCAUCAAGAAGCUGAAGCUUGGUGCCAGAGAGUCAGCCAAGCUGGCCAUGAUCUGCAGCGGGGUGUCUCUUCUCUGCUUUUCCACGCUCUUCAUAGUGGGCUGCGAGAGCAUCAACCUGGGAGGCAUCAACAUACCCUACACCACUGGUCCGACGCUGACGAUGACCCACAGGAACCUGACGGGCAGUUGCAACGUGAACUGUGGCUGCAGGAUCCACGAGUACGCUCCUGUCUGCGGCUCCGACGGCAUUACCUACUUCAACCCCUGCCUGGCUGGAUGCAGCACUGUGGGCAAUGAUAGCACUGGGAUUCGGAACUACACCGACUGUGGCUGCGUGCAGAGCAGACAGGUCAUCACUCCGUCCUCCGGCGGCCAGGUCAACCAGCUCCAGCUGGUCAUUGUUAAAACCUACCUGAACGAGAACGGUUACGCUGUGUCGGGGAAAUGCGACCGCACCUGCAACACGCUCAUCCCCUUCCUCAUCUUUCUCUUCAUUGUCACGCUCAUCACCGCCUGUGCCCAGCCCUCCGCCAUCAUCGUCACUCUCAGGUCUGUUGAUGAGCAAGAAAGGCCUUUUGCUCUUGGGAUGCAGUUUGUCUUGCUCCGAACUCUUGCUUACAUCCCCACGCCCAUCUACUUCGGUGCUGUGAUCGACACUACCUGUAUGUUGUGGCAGCAGGACUGCGGCGUGCAUGGCUCCUGCUGGGAGUACGACGUCACUUCGUUCCGCUUUGUCUACUUCGGCCUGGCCGCCAGCCUGAAGUUUGUUGGCUUCGUCUUCAUCUUCCUCACCUGGUACUCAAUCAAGCACAAGGAGGAGAGAGCCGAGCGCUGGCGCCAGCACCUGCCCCCGCUGGGCACGGUCAGCGAACUCAUCUGCCACGCCGGGGGUCAGAAAAGCCACGCCCGCACCCGCUCCUGCCCCGUUUUCAUCCCGCCUCGGCCAGACCCGCCGGCCGCCUUGCUGCUCAACCGUGGCCACAGCAGCCUCAGUUGCCCUGGCAACGCCCUCAAAGCAAUAACCCCGCCUGUCCUGUUGCCACACCACCACAGAGGCUCUGCCCACGUCUGAGAGCACUCCAAGCCUCCCUCCGGGGGUUCAUUGUGACAUGUGCCUUCCGGUUUGUGUCUCUGCACCACACAGUGUCUGCCUAACACCGACCAGACACCAGGCGGGCCUCCAGUGCUGCUGUUGGACUGACAGGCAGAGACGUAAAUACGCCCACCAUACUUAAAGGGCUGCUCAUUGUUGUUUAUGAUGACAGGAAGCUGACAGACGUACUUUUACUCUGAGCAUAUCAUCAGCUGCAGCCACACACAGCAUCCACGCAAGAAGGUCACACCUCCACUUCAAGGAUCGGAUGAGGUAAAGACAUCACAUGGUGCUACUGUUAAAGGGCAGGGCAUUAUAAUCUCUGUACAGACAAACGAGUCAUGAUCACUACGGCGUCUAAAGCACAACUGACAAACCUGUACUAUGCAAGAUCCUAUGUACAGCUUCUCCCUUCUCAGUACUGUACAGCUCCCUCUGUAUUCUACAUCUGUACCUCUUUCUUCUUCUCUACUCAAUUCACACAUCCCACCAUGUUGUCUUUUCAUUAAGACUUGCAUUUUUUCCUUACAGUCUGGGCUGUGAACAUAUCAGCCCUCUCUCUUGUAUUUGAGCCAUUCCUGGUUAACACUUGUUUGCAUCGUCAGAAUUGACAAAAGUGGGAUUUCUUUCUUUUUUUUUUUUAAUCCUUUCACCUCUGUUUUUUUUUUCCCCUCUCUUCCUUUUUCGUAACGGUGCCUCUUAGGCUGUAUCGGCCAGUCCAGUAUACAAAGCUAGCUACCAAGGUAAAUGCUAGCUAAUGAAAAAGCCAGUCACUGUCCUCUUAGUUGAGCGACAAUACAGCUUUUGUGUUUGGGAACAGUUGUCACCGAUCUCGAGUCAGAGUUUCUCACCUUUGCUAGGUAACCAUGUAGCGUAAAGCUGACAAGCACCAGUGGUACAGUGUAUACUUCUAAGUCUUGUUAGUCAGCAAGAAAUCUAUGUAUCAUUACACACAACUACUUUAUUAUUACAAUCUGUAAUAAUUAGCCAAAUGGUAAACAGGAGAAAGGUAUCUCAUCUCUGACCAUGUGCUGAAGCUACUGUAUGUCCUAAAGAUGUGAAUGUACCUGAAACUGGAAAGGAGAUUUAAAAAAAAAAAAUGUUUUCUUAACUAAUUUGUCCCCAAUUGAGCUUUUUCAAGAUAAGAUGAUUGGUAGCUAAUCUAUUGCAGCAAUCAGCAAAUAAAAAAGGGUGCAUCAUUUUGAUUUGUGUUGUAAUGGCUUCUCCAUUAUAAUGGUCAUCAGAUGUACAUAGUAGUUAUCUAGUAGUCUAGGCUUUAAAAAAAAAAAAAAAAAAAAAAGUAGUGCAGCAAGCAUGUAAAACAAGGAACCCCCCUUCUAUCAGCAAGAGUAAUUGAAACAUUGAUUAUUCAGUUCCUGGGUGUUUGGGGCCCUCUAGUGGACAGAGAGAUGAUUGUGUGAAGGCCAGUGAAUGUUGCUGUUUGUCAGACUUACUGUACUAUGAAAUCUUUGGUUAAAAGGUUUAAUUAUUAAACUUAGUCACUGCGCUUGAAUUUAGCACUCAAGUUUCCCAAAGAUCUACCUGAGCAGAAGAUGACACGCUUUCCUUGACAUUUACUGUGCAGGCAGCGUGACUAAAUCGAACUUUUGAAAUUUGGUCUGCAAGUUUGGCGGGGAUGCCCACACAGCACUGAUCAGAUUUAUGGGUCUCAACUGAGCCAUGUUGAAACUGUUUGCAUAAGCCUUAACUGUUAGCUGAUGCUGAGUUUUAAGAGAAUGAUCUAAUUUCCUUUUACCUUAGGCUCAUCAGCAAAUCUUAUGGAUUUGCUUUCCUUUCAGUGGGAGAUGCAGAGUUUGUAAAAAAAAAAAAAAAAAAUGCAAUUUGUUUUUUUUUUCUGUUUGAUCAAGUGCAUACAGAAAGUUAAAUCUGUGGCACAUGUUUUAAAAAUCUAUUUUUAGGGAGUAUUUUAUUUUCUUUUGUAAUGGAGAAUAUAAGUCUAAUAAAGUUGUUGUUGUUAUAUUCUAAUCAGUAUAAAUUCAAUUUAAUUAAUAAACGUUUGCAAAGAAAUGGCGAAUCUGAUGCAGUGAAUACAUUUUAAAAGUUAAAAUUAUUGGCCAAGUCUUGUGUUAUUCUGCCAGGUUAAGAUUAUCACGUGGGAACAGCAGUGACUAAUUUUAACAUUAUCGUGACUUAGUACCUCAAAUUACAUAUUCAUACGUGAUCAUCUUGUAAAUACUGGCAAAAGCAAAUGAAGCAUAUUAUAGAGCUCACACAUAGAAACAUAUUUAUGAACUAACCCAUGACAUUGUAGUUAAAAAAAAAUAAUAAAGACUUAAAGCUACAAAACAGUGGAUUUGUCUCACGGUGCCUGAUCAGUAUUAUUCACAUGGGCAGGGUUGAGUUCGGGGGUAGGAGUUGGGUUACUGCAAUGUUUUUGUUUUUUUCUGUCAAGAGGACUACAUAAUGGAGUUAAUUUAAAAGUCAAAGUCGCUAUCUGUAAUGAUUCUCUACCCUUCUGUGCUCUGCAUUUAUCUCGCUCUCUAAAAACAGAAUGCCAGAGUUGGAUUAUUGAUCAGAUUCUCUGCUAAUGGAGAGCCAAAACUGAUCCUUGCUGAGUCAUCUUACAAUUAAACAUCUCUUCCAUUCACUGAGUGUUAUGGAUGCUAAUAAAACUCUUAAAAUUUGAGCGUUAAUCCUGUGAAAGCAAUAAGUUGCUCAAAGCCAUGCAUUACAGUGAUAUCAGGACUAAGCACUGUAUGCACUCUGACCUUAGCUACAGGUCGGAAUUUGGCUUUUGUACACGAAAACUAUCUCCCUCCAAAAAUGAGGCAAAGUAAACCAAACAGUUCAUUUUUUGCAGAGAAAGGUAGAGAAUCACUCAACGCCAUACAGAAGAUUAGACACAAUGACUGCAAGGAUGUCUGACUUUAGCGUACUGUACACCUACUAUUUUUGAAUUCAGUGUCCUCCUGCUAAAAAGCCUGGACUAGUACUACUGACACAGACAACUUCAGGUUGACUGUAAAAUUUGCUUUAAACAUAUUUUCCUUUCAUCAGUAUUUGAACUGAAAGUGAUUUCUUUUUUUUUCCCCAGAUAGAACAGAAAGCUGUAUUCUGAAAGUUAAGCUCUUAUUGCUUUGUGUUCCUCAGGAGCAGAAGUCUAAUUGAUGUUUGUGAACAUAUGGUUUACAAAUGCCUUGAAUACUUGAUAUUUGUCAUUAAAAAUGUAAAAAAAAAAAUGAACUCGCCUGGUUGAAUCAUUGCAAAGGUGUGG